Oryza sativa Japonica Group (Japanese rice) is the source of this 2090-nucleotide messenger RNA. RefSeq names its product mitogen-activated protein kinase kinase kinase 18. Gene Ontology annotation, molecular function: protein kinase activity; ATP binding. Lineage: Eukaryota; Viridiplantae; Streptophyta; Magnoliopsida; Poales; Poaceae. Gene Ontology annotation, biological process: protein phosphorylation; signal transduction. The record is from RefSeq and is a predicted model, not a curated record.
CCCUCUCCCUAUAUAUAACUCUCACCCGCCACAAAACAGGUAAACAACUCGCCACAAGUUAGCUCAAGCUCGAGACAAAGAGGGAACCAACAGAAACCACCACGGCGGCGGCGGCGCGACACAUCACCGGAGAGAUGGCGGUGGCGGUGGCGGCGGCGGCGGCGGUGAGCAGGCAAUGGACGAGGGUGCGGACGCUGGGGCGCGGGGCGUCCGGGGCGGAGGUGUUCCUGGCGGCGGACGACGCGUCGGGGGAGCUGUUCGCCGUCAAGUCCGUGGGCGCGGCGGGCGCGGCGGCGCUGAGGCGGGAGCAGGGGGUGAUGGCCGGGCUGAGCUCGCCGCACGUCGUCCCCUGCAUCGGCGGACGCGUGGGGCGCGACGGGUCGUACCAGAUGUUCCUCGAGUUCGCCCCCGGCGGGUCGCUCGCCGACGUGGCGGCGAGGUGCGGCGGGCGGAUGGAGGAGUGCGCCGUCGGGGAGUACGCGGUGGACGUGGCCAGGGGGCUCGCGUACCUCCACGGGAUGGGGCUGGUGCACGGGGACGUCAAGGCGAGGAAUGUCGUGAUCGGCGGCGACGGCCGGGCGAAGCUCGCGGACUUCGGGUGCGCGAGGUGGGCGGAUUCGGGCCGGCCGAUCGGCGGCACGCCGGCGUUCAUGGCGCCCGAGGUCGCGCGCGGGGAGGAGCAGAGCCCAGCCGCCGACGUCUGGGCGCUCGGCUGCACGGUCAUCGAGAUGGCCACCGGCCGCGCGCCGUGGAGCGACAUGGACGACGUGCUCGCGGCGGUGCACCGGAUUGGCUACACGGAGGCCGUCCCCGAGGUCCCCGGUUGGCUGUCCGCCGACGCGAAGGACUUCUUGGCCAGGUGCUUGCAACGGCGCCCCAUUGACCGGAGCACGGCGGCGCAGCUGCUAGAACACCCGUUCGUCGCCUCCGCCGCCGGCGACGGCAAGCCGGAGGCCGCGAAGUCCAAAUGGGUGUCCCCCAAGAGCACCCUGGACGCCGCAUUGUGGGAGUCCGACACCGACGAGGAGGAAGACGACGAGCUGUCGCAGAGCACGGCCGAGAGGAUCGGUUCACUGGCCUGCGCCGCCUCGUCGCUGCCGGAUUGGGACUCCGACGACGGCUGGAUCGAUGUGAUCUCCACCCCUACCGAAGAAUCCUGCGAGACCACCACCUCGCCGGCCGACGAGGAGACGACGACUGACCUCAACGGCGACAUCAGAACCGCAGAAUUCGAGCUUCCCCACAUUGACGUGGACAGCGGCAAUGGCAACACCACCCACAAUGUGGGAGAAGCCAAUGCUCAGCACAUUAUUUCCCCUUCGAAUUUAGUUUUCGAUCAAGUACUAUGUAAAACACCAUUUUGUAACAAACACAUUGCAAUUGAAUUCAUACCAUGUUUUCUCCUCACAAAUGUUUUUCUCCCCCUUUCGCUGCUCUGUUCAUACGCUCCUCACCCUUAGUCUCUGCCCUCCUCCUAUCGCGCCACGUGUCCGCGAAUUUACCGGCCAAAAUUAACUGCGGUGACCAAUACGUGCGGGAGUGAAACUGCGCGGCAGCUUGCUUGCUCUGCAAGUGCAACACUGCGCCCGCGUAGUAGGAAUGAGAAAUCGAUCAGCUUCAGCAGUUCAGCUUCCCCACCACGGCACAUACACACGCCCGAAGCUUCGCUUCCGACGCGAAAGGGAUCGAGUCGAGUCGACACGGAAAGCGCAUCGCAGCAGCGCAGCGUCAGGGCGGACGCAGAAAGGGGGCCGCGCGCGCGCGCGGUCAAUAGCCUUCGGCCUCUCGUGGCGCCGCGGCAGCACAGACAGCAGCAUAUGGGCCCGUGUCCAUUCAGCAAAGGCGAGAGAGAGCGAGCCGACGGUGAAAGGCGCACAAGGGGAAGAACCGAAGAAAAGGAGUUAACAAAAGGUGCCCAUUUUACAAGUAAGCGUCGCGUCCUACUACUGCGAGCGAGCGUGCGUGCGUGCGUCGUUGCGGUUGCUUCCACCGGUGGGGAUCCGGCAUGGGAACGGGAUAUGCUACUACUGCCAACUUCGGUGUGACGGUGUCACGGUCCGAUUCGUGAUUCGUCCCCCCGUUGUUUUUUU